Darwinula stevensoni is the source of this 231-nucleotide messenger RNA. Lineage: Eukaryota; Metazoa; Arthropoda; Ostracoda; Podocopida; Darwinulidae. The record is from the annotation of a GenBank genome assembly.
GACGGACUUGGCCUGGAUUUCCCGAAUCUGCCAUACUACAUAGACGGAGAUGUGAAGCUGUCGCAGUCGCUGUCCAUCAUCCGCCAUCUGGGAAGGAAGCACGGCCUUUAUGGGCAGACGGAGGAGGAGCAGUGUCGACAGGACAUGGCCGAACAGCAACAUGUGGACUUGAAGAUGGCCAUGAUUCGUGCGGUCUACUUCCAAUUCGUCUGUGCACUUCGUGAUCUCCCC